Molecule: messenger RNA, 1232 nt
Organism: Poecilia reticulata (guppy)
Lineage: Eukaryota; Metazoa; Chordata; Actinopteri; Cyprinodontiformes; Poeciliidae
Product: olfactory receptor 52E4-like
Biological process (GO): detection of chemical stimulus involved in sensory perception of smell; G protein-coupled receptor signaling pathway
Cellular component (GO): membrane
Molecular function (GO): G protein-coupled receptor activity; olfactory receptor activity; odorant binding
Source: RefSeq, a predicted model, not a curated record
CAAUCAAUACAUAUGUUUGAAUCUCCAGGUUAUUAUUCUGAAGGAGGAACUGUUGCUACUGUUUGUUUGAGCUGUUUAUAUUAUUAUGUCUUUGUGAAACACAUUUAUGGAUGGUGAAGUUAAUGAAACAUAUAUAACCCUUGAAGGACAUGUAGAGUUGGACAAAUUCAGAUAUCUUUAUUUUGCAGUCAUGCUAGCAGCGUAUGUUUGCAUCGUCGUCUGUAACCUGACCAUUGUGUAUCUCAUAUGGACGCACAGAAACCUCCAUGAGCCCAUGUAUGUUUUCAUCGCCGCUUUGCUUCUGAACUCUGUUGUUUUCAGCACUAACAUUUAUCCAAAACUGCUGUCAGAUUUUCUAUCGGAGAAACAGAUUGUAUCAUAUUCAGCUUGUUAUUUGCAGUUUUUUCUCUUUUAUUCUCUAAGUGGCUCAGAGUUUUUACUGCUGGCAGCAAUGGCCUACGAUCGCUACGUGUCUAUAUGUAAACCUUUACAAUAUGCAACAAUAAUGGGGAGAAACACGGUCAGUAUUUACCUGAGUUUGGCCUGGCUGGUGCCUGCCAGUGUGACCGGAGUGCAGGUGGUACUGAGCUCCAGCAUUAAACUGUGUACACUGCACUUGGAUGGGAUCUUGUGUAACAAUUCAAUUUACAAUAUGUACUGCGUAAGCUCAAAAGUCCACAUCAUAUUUGGUGCUCUUUCUGUGGCUUUAAUUGCUUUUUUCUCCCUGAUUUUCAUCAUUUUUAGCUACACCAGAAUAUUUAUCAUAUCCUAUCGCAGCUCUAAAGAAGUCAGAAAGAAAGCUGCUCAGACCUGCUCACCCCAUCUGCUGGUGUUGAUCAGUUUCUCCUGCUUGUGUGCAUUUGAUGUCAUUAUAGUCCGACUGGGAUCCAACCUUACAAAACUAGUGCGUUUAAUAAUGACUUUACAGGCAGUUCUGUAUCAUCCUCUAUUAAACCCAGUCAUAUAUGGUUUAAAAAUGAAGGAAAUAUCUAAACAACUGAAAAGGUUGUUUUAUCAAACUAAAGCUCAAUAGUGAUGAAGUUGAUGUAUUGAUCUUAGAAUACCAUCUGACACUUAUUGUUAGUAUUCCUAAACUUUUUAAAAGUUAAAAUUAAAAUGUUAAGAUGUACAUGUAUAGUUUAAGUGAAGUAUGUGUGGAUUUUACAAAUGGCUGACAAAAACAACAGUUACGUACAUAAGCUUAACCAGAGAAGGUCGAUGACCRUCAGUCU